CGGGGGGUAGGGAGUGUGGGGCUGGGUCUUGGCUGUGAGACACGGCUGCCGCCCGGGUUGUCGUUUCUAGCGGCGGUUGUUUAUGCGAGUGUGGGGUGGGGAGGGCCUGAGUGGGAAGGUUCGAGGCAGGCCUUCAGGCCGGUCCCGCCUGCUGCCUGCCCUUCCCUCGCCCCCACGGGCUUUGUGCUGCAUGUUUUCAUUGCUAGCGGAGACUUCCCUUUGUCGAAGUGCGGGGUGGCUUGUGAGGAAUUGACUUCCUGCUAGCCUGAACCUGGGGCUUUCGGUGGCCUAGCAAGAAGCGGUUUGCUUUCUUGAGUGGUUGGCAUCUUACUGCCUGGAUUCAGUCGUUCCCAAAGGAAUGGAGGAAUGCAGCUGAUAAGUCCUUAACCACCCUAUGAGCCCAUAGGCAGCAGCAGAAGCUGGCUUCAUCUUCUCCACUCUGGCACUUUGGAGGUGGGCCUUUGUAACCAUCUCUGGGUACCUUUGUAGUGGCACUAUAAACCAAAGGAGAUGGAAGAAAAGGAGCGAUGUGAGAAAUUCCAGCUGGACUAAGGGAAUUCUUAUAUUUUGACUUUUUGUUUUCCCUGUGGGGGCUAGGAGGGAGGGAAAUAAUAACAUUUUCUGAGGUAUGGGAGGAGGGAGAAAAAAUGUGUUGCAGAUCUUUAUGUGGUUUUUAAAACCAGCCGUCAGAGGCAAUUACUGAAUAAACCGAAGCACAAGAGUGGGGUUUCUGAGCUGGAAGCAACGCUAGCCUGCAAAAAUAAAGGGGCAGUGGGCUUUUCUUGUGACUUUGGAUCAAGAAACUUCAGCCUUCUGCAUUUCUCACCACCUACUCUCCAUCCACCCUACGUGAAAAUGAGUUGUGUGCCAUGGAAAGGUGACAAGACCAAAUCGGAAUCACCAGAGCCACCUCAGCAACCACCAUUGCAUAUUUACCAUGAGAAGCAGCGUAGGGAGCUGUGUGCCCUCCAUGCCCUCAACAAUGUCUUCCAGGACAGCAAUGCCUUCACCAGGGAAACCCUGCAGGAGAUUUUUCAGAGGCUGUCUCCCAACACCAUGGUGACACCCCACAAGAAGAGCAUGCUGGGAAAUGGAAACUAUGAUGUGAACGUGAUCAUGGCAGCACUGCAGACCAAAGGCUAUGAGGCGGUUUGGUGGGACAAGCGCAGGGAUGUUAAUGUCAUUGCCCUGUCUAACGUGAUGGGCUUCAUCAUGAAUCUGCCCUCCAGCCUUUGCUGGGGCCCCUUGAAGCUCCCCCUCAAGCGACAGCACUGGAUCUGUGUCCGGGAGGUGGGAGGCACCUACUACAACCUUGACUCCAAACUCAAGGUGCCUGAGUGGAUUGGAGGUGAAAGUGAGCUCAGGAAAUUUUUGAAACACCAGCUGAGAGGAAAGAACUGUGAACUCCUCCUGGUGGUGCCAGAGGAGGUGGAAGCACAUCAGAGCUGGAGAGCUGACGUGUGACCUGGACCAACGCUGUCCUCCCACUACAGCUCUUCCCCUUCACUGAACUCCUGACAUCCUGAAACCUGAAUAAUGGGUGCCCCAGACUCUUUUCAUCUGGAAUUUCCUUUGUUAGGCUCUUCUCUUCCUUCCUUGGUGCAAUAGGACAGCUGCGUAGGACAUUGGUGGGGUGGGGGUAGGGGGGAAGAAUUGAGGGCAGAAUGGAGGCAACUGGAAGCCAAUUACUUUAACUGCAAAGGUGGGUGAGCUGCUUGCCCUUUGGCUAACCAGAAGGCAUUGCAGUCUCUAAAAGUUGGCUUUGGGCCUAGGGUGUCUGGAAGCCUCUGGCUUCCCUUUCCCCACAUGGCCCAAGGCCAUGUAUGGUGGGACACUGCUCCUUCCAGGGCUUGCUGGGGCAGAGCAGGGGCUGAGUACACUGCUGCCUCUUGAGAAGUCUCUCCCUCCAAAACAAGUUGUCAUGAAGACAUUUGCAAUUCCUAAAGGUCUCUCAGGACACUUCCAAACACUAGGAAUGGUAUGGUGCUUAGCACAACCCUCUGCUUCAUAUGGAUGGUUUGUGCCAGGACUUAGAAAACAGUAAUAAAGCCAGAGUCAUCUUUCAGGAAGUUCCUGGGGUGGCUAGCAGAUUCUUCCCCAGUGUCUCCAGGGAUUUGCAAGCGGCUGUUGGCAGCGUGUGGCUGGCGAAGGCAAUGUGGAAACAGCAAGCGCAGACUAAUUGAGGAGUAUCUGGUUUCUGGUCUGGAGAGAGGGGCUAGUCUGCUUGGGUGUCUUUGUGCUACCUUGUUGGCUUUUAUCUUCUUGAACAUCUAUGUUGGUUUUCUGCAUGAUCACUUGGUAGUUUAGGGGCUUCUUGGAGAGGUGAAUGUAACUUGAAGGGGUUAAGAGGAAUUAGUUCUUUUCCUCUUUGCAGAAGUCUAACCCACAGUCACUAAUAACAUGCAGAAUGUCCCAGAAAGGGGUAAAGUUACAAAGGAAAAAUAAGCUGAGGAGAGAAGCCUUUUGAAGUCAGAUUUUGCCCUUUGUAGUUACUAGCUGAUUAUGUGGGAGAUGCAGAGGGUGCACCAGAACCUUCAGGCAUUGCAGAGAUCUUGGCCUGGUAGCUGAAGCAACCUUUCCUUUAGCAUCAGCCAGCAAACAUUCCACUAGUGGAUUAAUGGCUUUUUCCUCCUCUCUCUUCUGUGGGGAAGAAUGACCAGAUGUGGAGACACUAAGAGGAAUCUCCAUUGGCUGUCUUCUGUUCACCUGGGUGAGUUAUAGCUUGGUCAUACCUUCCACAGCAGGAGAAGGAAACACUGAAUUUAGAACAGACUUUGUUGCAUUCAGCGCUUCCUGGCCAAGCUGCUAUUUGCUUCCCUGCCUUUAGAUGUAAGAUGUCUGUUAGACAGCAAUCUCUGAGAUGUGAUGGAGCACUGUUGUGCAGGAAAGUUUCAUUGCUGGUGUUUAAGCUUGCAAAAGGAGGGGUUGUUAACUACCUUUUCUCAGUUAAUUUUUCUCUUGAGCUCUUUGAACGCAUGAGCAGGUGCUUGAAGCUGAGAGACCACCAAAAUCACACCUUCCUACCAGAGAACAAAGACCACAUGACACCAGGACGAUGCUGUUCACAGACCCCCGGACACCUGGCAAGCAGCAUUUUGCAAUCUUUUGAGCACAGCCUCCCACAGUCAAGGGCAAAUGAAUGGCUCUUAGGUUUUAAAGACCCAGUGUUUCUAUAAAAAGUCCUGUUUCGUAACACAUUCCAGUGACCGAUACCAGCUGGCAGUUUUUAAACACUUCACAGGCAGAUGCGCAGCCCUGCAGCCGCUCUGCUCGUGACUUGAAGCCAUUUCUUCAAGGAGUAGGGGGGUGGUAAAAUUAAUCUCAACAGCAACAUUUUCUACGCUGAUUGAAGUUGCACUUUGGAAAAACCCUGUUUGCAUGGAAAACUGCAAGCCAACAGAUCAGUGCACAAUAUGCAAAGAUGUUUUCAAAUAUUUUGGGGCUACUUUUCCUUCUCCUUUUACAUCAGUUCCUUUUAAGUCGGCUCCUUUCCCGUGGCGGGGACACAGUGUGAUCCAACUGCUCAGGUAAAGGGAAAGUGUACAAUCACACCCCCGUGGGAGGUGAGGCUGCUGUUGCCCAAAAGGGUGGGUGAGUCAGUCCAGCCCCACCACUUGGGAGUGGGGAAGCCUAUGGUUUUCUUGCUUGUUUGGUUUUUUUGUUAGAGCCUCGUCUUGGGUUUGUUUACAGAGAUGUAUUUUGUUUAACCAAAUAUUAAAAAUGGAUAAAACAUUUCCAUAUAAAUGUCCUAUCACUUCUGUAUGUUCAACUGAGUUGUUCUGUAACAAAGUAUGUAAAGGAAAAUAAAUUUUUUUUCUUUUGGUUAUAAAA
Pogoniulus pusillus (Red-fronted tinkerbird) is the source of this 3831-nucleotide messenger RNA. It is a transcript of the gene JOSD1, whose product is annotated as Josephin domain containing 1. Gene Ontology annotation, biological process: protein deubiquitination. Bases 856 to 1464 code for a protein of 202 amino acids. NCBI's taxonomy places the organism in Eukaryota, Metazoa, Chordata, Aves, Piciformes, Lybiidae. The record is from RefSeq and is a predicted model, not a curated record. Gene Ontology annotation, molecular function: cysteine-type deubiquitinase activity. The transcript has 4 exons.